UUUUGAGUUAAGAGCAGGGGCAAGGUCAUGGCGGAAGCUUAAGCCUGGUGACAGAGUUCUAGCAGAAACUAUUUCAACACCGAUAGUUUUGCAAAACACGUCCUGUUCGAGUAACAUGAUUGAUGAACAAAGAUCUGCUUUUGUUCAAGGUAUUGUGAAACGCUUACCAAUACCAGCUGACGGGAUACGGCGAUACAAAGUUGUAAUGGGAUCCGGAAAAAAAAUAAGAACAUUACAUUUAUCAAGAAAACAAAUCAAACCCUUGGGUGGAAACAUAGAAGCAGAAAAAACAGAUAACCGACCAGCACCUAUACGCCCUGACAUUCAACCAGUAAAGAUACCCACGAAGGACAAGAAUACACAGACACCAGAAUCGGAGCCAGUUUCUGGUGUUGUUCUUGCGCGCUGGCGAGACGACGGCUGGUUUUACUUUGGAAAGGUUGUGUCGAGCAAGGAAGACGAAUACUCUAUUAAAGAUGGGUUUGGAUUGAAUGAAAUGAUACACAAAUCCGACGUAUUAACAGAAACGAACCAGAAGUUCCAAGUCGUUCAGCCUGAUGACAAGGUUAUUGCUCUACAUCCAAAUUAUAUAUUCAGCUACGCUCCUGCAUCAGUUAAACGUGUUUAUAGAUUUAAAGGAGCAGAUCUAAAAUUUUAUGAUAACACAGUAGGAACUUUACCAUGGAGUAAAAUCUUCAAGAUAUCUGAUCAAAAAUACGCUGAUUACGUUCACCACAUUAAACAGAAAGAAAAGGAAAUGCUUCAAGCAAACGUUAUAGUAUUAGAUGAAAAGUGUGGCCACUUCGAAAAUGGUGAAACUAAGGUUGCCAACGCUAACACCUGCCAAGCCCUCCAGUAUUUAACUCCCUUCCCAUCCCAGAUUAGAGCAUGCGCAUAA
Messenger RNA from Mya arenaria, 898 nucleotides. RefSeq lists its product as uncharacterized. The transcript is spliced from 5 exons. Lineage: Eukaryota; Metazoa; Mollusca; Bivalvia; Myida; Myidae. The record is from RefSeq and is a predicted model, not a curated record. The coding region runs from base 116 to 898 and encodes 260 amino acids.